AUGAUGGAGCACCGCACCCUGCGAUCGCUGGCCAUGGCGAACCACUUCAUGGUUUUUGUUUCUUCGGUUAUUGUGACUGGAGUCAUCUCCCACUUCCUCAAAGUUUACUCUUUUCGCAAUGCCCAUGUCAUCUAUCAGGAAGUCGUGGCGACAAUCACUCUGGCCUUGUCCAUUGUCGCAAUGGCUCUACCUUUUAUCCACGGAUACAAAGGCUACCUUCUUCCGGUUAAUCUCAUUAUGUCAUAUCUUUGGAUGACUUCGUUCAUCUUCUCGGCUCAGGACUGGGCCGGCGGUCGCUGUCCCUUCAACGGCCCUUUGGCCAAGUGUGGUCUAAAGAAGACCGUCAUUGCGUUCAACUUUCUAGCAUUGUUCUUCCUUCUGUGCAACAUUGUCGCUGAGGGUCUUCUGUGGCGCCAAUCCCGUGUCGAGGCCCAACCUUUCCAUACAAAGGAGCGUCCAGUGUCCGAUGCCACUGCUGGAAGCGUACCCGAGACUUCCAGCCACGUUUGA
This is a messenger RNA of Purpureocillium takamizusanense, 510 nucleotides long. RefSeq lists its product as uncharacterized. Gene Ontology annotation, cellular component: membrane. Bases 1 to 510 code for a protein of 169 amino acids. The transcript has 3 exons. The record is from RefSeq and is a predicted model, not a curated record. Lineage: Eukaryota; Fungi; Ascomycota; Sordariomycetes; Hypocreales; Ophiocordycipitaceae.